AAAAUGCUGGGAGGCACUGCUAUUCUCUUCGUUCUGUUGGCUGUUUGGCCAACUUUUGUCAUCUCCAACAUAAGUUAUGUGGGCUACGGUCAUCACAUUUUAAAUGGGGAUAUAAUCCAGAUAAUGGGUACAGCAAAACGGAUUGUGAAAAGCAACGAAGAUCUCAAGGAGUACAAAGGCCCGAAUUCUUGCAAUGUUGCUUUCGACGAGAAGAAUGGAGACAUGUAA
Molecule: messenger RNA, 228 nt
Organism: Meloidogyne enterolobii
Lineage: Eukaryota; Metazoa; Nematoda; Chromadorea; Rhabditida; Meloidogynidae
Source: the annotation of a GenBank genome assembly